Molecule: messenger RNA, 2971 nt
Organism: Arachis duranensis
Lineage: Eukaryota; Viridiplantae; Streptophyta; Magnoliopsida; Fabales; Fabaceae
Product: probable splicing factor 3A subunit 1
Exons: 3
Coding region: 233-2683 (816 amino acids)
Biological process (GO): mRNA cis splicing, via spliceosome; regulation of alternative mRNA splicing, via spliceosome
Cellular component (GO): U2 snRNP; catalytic step 2 spliceosome; U2-type prespliceosome
Molecular function (GO): protein binding; RNA binding
Source: RefSeq, a predicted model, not a curated record
CCUUAAAGCACUAGAAAGAGCAGCGGAUACACCGACCCAGCCAGAAAUGAGAGAUAGAUCAUCGAUCUAUGCAUAGAAAAGGGCAUCCCUUUUCUCUCUCUCUCUUUCUCUCUCUCGGAAUUGCUCUACAAGAUCCCAGCCCCUUCAGUGGCUGCUUUGGUGCUUCCUUUUGAUUUUGGUUUUGUGUGAAUUCGCAUAGAAAAUAUUUGAGCUUUCUAGGGGUUUUCACAUCAUGUUAGGUUCAUUGCCGAUACUGCCUCUCCCUGCUCCUCCUUCUGAUGGAAAUCUCGGUCCUCUACCUGAGUCUCAGCUCCCUCAGGACGAUAGGGAGGAGGAGAACAAGUCGAAUUCAGCUCCUGCUCCGCCGCCUGCAACGGUUGCUACCCAUACUAGAACUAUAGGAAUUAUACACCCCCCUCCUGAUAUUAGAACCAUCGUUGAUAAAACUUCCCAGUUUGUUGCCAAGAAUGGUCCCGAAUUUGAGAAGAGGAUUAUUGCAAAUAACACUGGCAAUGUCAAGUUCAAUUUCCUCAACGCAUCGGAUCCCUAUCAUGCGUAUUAUCAACACCGUUUGGCUGAAUUUCGUGCUCAGAAUCAAUCGUCUGGUGCGCAACCACCUUUGCAGCCUCCUGACUCGUCUGUUCCUGAAUCUGCACCUUCUGCACCGGCCCCUGAUAGCAAUGGCACAGUGGCAGUUGAAAAGCCUGAUAUUUCUGCCCAGUUUAGACCUGUUAAGAAAGUGCUUGAACCCCCUGAAGCCGAGCAGUACACUGUUCGGCUUCCCGAAGGAAUUACAGGUGAAGAGCUGGAUAUCAUAAAGCUUACGGCACAAUUUGUGGCUCGAAAUGGGAAAUCUUUUUUGACAGGAUUAACUAGUAGGGAAGUUAAUAACCCACAGUUCCAUUUCUUGAAACCAACCCACAGCAUGUUUACGUUCUUUACAUCCCUUGCGGAUGCAUAUUCAAAGGUUUUGAUGCCUCCAAAGGGUUUGACAGAGAAGCUGAAGAAGAGUGUUCCUGACAUGACAACUGUCCUUGAGAGGUGUGUGAAUAGGCUAGAAUGGGAGCGUUCACAAGAGCAAGCCAGGCAAAAAGCCGAGGAUGAGAUAGAGCAGGAAAGGAUACAGAUGGCUAUGAUUGAUUGGCAUGACUUUGUGGUGGUUGAAACGAUAGACUUUGUUGAUGAUGAGGAUGAAGAGUUACCUCCUCCAAUGACCAUUGAAGAGGUUAUUAGGAGAAGCAAGGUGUCAGCCGCAGAAGAAGAAAUUGUAGAGCCAGGAAAGGAGGUAGAAAUGGAAAUGGACGAGGAGGAGGCACAGCUUGUUGCAGAGGGCUUGGGAAAAGCUAGUUUAGAAGACAAGGAUGAUGAGAGAAAUGAAGCCAUGGUUACUGAAGAACCUGAGCCACCGAUGAAAAUUGUGAAGAACUGGAAGAGACCAGAGGAGAGGAUUUCUGCAGAAAGAGAUCCAACCAAGUUUGUUGUUUCUCCUAUCACCGGUGAACUGAUUCCUAUUAGUGAAAUGUCAGAACAUAUGAGAAUUUCCCUUAUUGAUCCCAAGUACAAGGAACAGAAAGAAAGGAUGUUUGCCAAAAUUCGAGAGACAACUCUGGCUCAGGAUGAUGAAAUUUCAAGAAACAUUGUCGGACUUGCUAGAACCCGUCCUGAUAUCUUUGGUACAACAGAGGAAGAAGUUUCGAAUGCGGUCAAGGCAGAGAUUGAGAAGAAAAAUGACGAGCAACCUAAGCAAGUUAUAUGGGAUGGUCACACCGGUAGUAUUGGCCGCACUGCAAAUAUAGCCUUGUCUCAGAAUAUGGGUGGUGAGGAUCAAAAUGAUCCAUCUAAUAAUGAAGCCAAGAACCUUCCUGGUCCUGCUGCACCUCCUCCUAGGCCUGGUAUGCCUUCAAUUCGGCCUCUUCCACCACCAGCUGGAUUAGCAUUGAAUCAUCUUCCCCGUUUUCCUCCCAAUGUAGUCCAGUAUUCUGCUCCAAACAGUGGUGGACUUUCUGUUCCUCCGCCUAGGCCACCAGUAAUGUCCAUGAUGCAAUCUAAUCCUAACAUUCGGCCAGCCCCACCUCCUCCUAUGCCAAUGUCUUCUGGGCAGCAGUCGGUUAUGGCUGGUCAACCACCCCCAAUGCCUCCAUCAAUUCCUAUGAAUAGCCAAGGAAUUCCCAUACCUCCACCUCCAGGAUCUCAGUACACUCCUAUACCUGUUCCCCGACCUUUUGUUCCUUUCUCUGUCCCACCAUCAGGUAUGCCUAUGAUGCAUCCACCACCUAUGCCUCAAGGAGUGCCACCACCGCCACCACCACCUGAAGAAGCUCCUCCCCCACUUCCAGAGGAACCAGAGCCAAAGAGGCAGAAGCUUGAUGAUUCUGCUCUGAUUCCUGAAGAUCAAUUUCUGGCUCAACAUCCGGGACCUCUCCGGAUCAGUGUGUCUGUUCCAAACCAUGAUGAAGGAAAUCUUAAAGGACAAGUUCUGGAAAUUACAGUGCAAUCUCUGUCUGAAACUGUUGGCAGUCUGAAGGAAAAGAUUGCAGGGGAGAUACAACUCCCUGCUAACAAGCAGAAAUUAAGCGGAAAGCCAGGCUUUCUCAAGGAUAAUAUGUCUCUUGCCCAUUACAAUGUUGGUGGAGGAGAAAUACUUACUCUCAGCUUAAGAGAGCGUGGUGGUAGAAAGAGAUGAGCAUACUAGUUGUUGUCAUUUCAAGAAGGUUGUUGUAACCUUUACUCCCUCUUUGAGGAAUAUGGAUCCUCAUAUUAUUGAUAGACUACAUGUUGUUAUCUUAGAAUUUUAUGUUGGAUACAUUAUAUUUGCUGUAUUGUGAGGUUUUUUUUGAAGUUUUUAUUGUUGUCUUAGAAACUGAUGAUAAUUCUGGAAUACAGAUUUUGGCACCUUGGCGCAGGUCUCAAGGGGAAUGGGAAGUAGUGGAGUUCCUUUAUCUAACCUGCUCAAGCUAAACAUUUUGCAUCA